UUUGUUAGUAACUUUACUCCUUUCGCUCGAGAUUUUCGUUGCUAAGCUAAGUAGCUUAAUACUAGACCCAAAAGCUUCUAGGAGAUUUGUUCUCUCUGCUACAUUGGACGACUCUGCUUUCUCUGGCCCUCUCUUCCUCCUAAACCCUGGUCUUGGAAGAGAGAUUUGUUGUAAAAUUGGGAAUUUAAGCCGUUUGAGGCCUUAAAACUCCUCGACACACAUUAGCUCUCAAAUUUCCGAGAUUCGAGUUUUGCCAUUUAGUCAUGACGACUUGUAUGCCGACGAGUUUGAUGCCUUCUAGUGCUCGAAACCCAACUGGGGUAUUAACUGUGCUGGGAGGGAGAGUAUUAAUGGAGAAUCAAUUUGGCAGAGCUUGCUGUCUGAAAAUGUCUGAGGAGAAGAAUUGGCUUUUGGGUGGUCGUCAAAAGUUGACUUUCCCUCGGUUCAGGUGUUCCACCAACUCUCAGAGUGUUAGUCCAUAUCACAAUAGAGACCCUUUUCUGAAUCUACACCCUGAAGUUUCAUUGCUUAGAGGGGACGGGAACACUGCUGUGAACAAUCCAAGAAAGGAUAGUUCUGGUGGAACUGUCAAAGAGAGUUUAGAGGACACGUCUAGUUCGAAUAAUUACAAUGAAGCUAAGAUCAAAGUUAUUGGUGUUGGAGGUGGUGGAUCAAAUGCAGUUAACCGCAUGAUAGAGAGUGCAAUGAAGGGUGUGGAGUUCUGGAUUGUCAACACGGAUAUUCAAGCCAUGAAAAUGUCACCUGUAUUUCCUGAGAAUCGUUUGCAAAUUGGUCAGGAGCUUACUAGGGGUCUUGGUGCUGGUGGGAACCCAGAGAUUGGCAUGAAUGCUGCAAAAGAAAGCAAAGAAUCAAUAGAAGAGGCCCUUUAUGGAGCAGACAUGGUCUUUGUUACAGCUGGAAUGGGAGGAGGAACUGGCACUGGUGGGGCUCCUGUAAUUGCUGGGGUUGCAAAGUCAAUGGGUAUAUUGACUGUUGGCAUUGUCACAACCCCUUUCUCUUUUGAGGGACGAAGGAGGGCAGUUCAAGCACAGGAAGGAAUUGCAGCUUUAAGAGACAAUGUUGACACGCUGAUAGUCAUUCCAAAUGACAAGUUAUUGACUGCAGUUUCCCCAUCUACCCCAGUAACAGAAGCAUUUAACCUCGCUGAUGAUAUUCUUCGUCAAGGUGUUCGUGGUAUCUCUGACAUAAUUACGGUACCGGGACUAGUAAAUGUGGAUUUUGCCGAUGUGCGAGCUAUAAUGGCAAAUGCAGGUUCUUCAUUGAUGGGAAUAGGAACUGCAACUGGGAAGACCAGGGCAAGAGAUGCUGCAUUAAAUGCCAUACAAUCACCUUUACUAGAUAUUGGUAUAGAGAGGGCCACUGGAAUUGUGUGGAAUAUAACUGGUGGAAAUGAUUUGACCUUAUUUGAGGUAAAUGCCGCUGCAGAGGUCAUAUACGACCUUGUGGACCCAACUGCCAAUUUAAUCUUUGGAGCAGUGAUAGAUCCAUCGAUCAGUGGUCAAGUCAGUAUAACUUUAAUUGCUACUGGAUUCAAACGCCAAGAAGAAAGUGAAGGGAGGCACCUCCAGGCCAGUCAGUUAGCACAAGGAGACAGCAACCUUGGAAUUAAUCGGCGACCUCCCUCUUUCACUGAUGGCAGUUCCGUGGAAAUUCCAGACUUCUUAAAGAAGAAAGGACGCUCACGCUUUCCCAGAGUUUAGGAUUUCCCAUAAAAUACUCCAUUUCUUCCCUUCCGCAUCCCUUCUUAGGUAUUCAAAGUACACCUUUAUAGGUUCUAUGUACACUCCGUGCUCUUUGAUAGUGAUUAAUAGGGUUUCCCGUAAGGAAGCUUCGAGAGAUUAGCUUGUCUGAUUAAUAUAUAGCUAAGAGUAAGUUCUGGGUUUGUUUUGUGCUCAAGUAAGUUGAUAAAUUUCAGAUUAAAAAAAUGGGUUGUACAGAGUUACCGGCUUGAAAGAAGUUUAAAUCGGUGUGCAAGCAAUAAUUGUUGAAUGAAUGUUUUUGGUGUUA
Molecule: messenger RNA, 2028 nt
Organism: Juglans microcarpa x Juglans regia
Lineage: Eukaryota; Viridiplantae; Streptophyta; Magnoliopsida; Fagales; Juglandaceae
Product: cell division protein FtsZ homolog 2-2, chloroplastic
Exons: 8
Coding region: 264-1721 (485 amino acids)
Biological process (GO): chloroplast fission
Cellular component (GO): chloroplast; cytoplasm
Molecular function (GO): GTP binding; GTPase activity
Source: RefSeq, a predicted model, not a curated record